GUUUUCCUCGCAUGCAAACAUGUUGGAGUGGGUAAUGAGCACAGGAAGUUCAUGCUUUGGUUUUGGUGUCAGCGAUGGCACGGACGCGGACGACACACAUGGCGACAGCCCCUAUUACCUCCACGACUCAGACCAGGCACAGGAGAGAGGCGGCACGCCACCACCCAGGACCGGCUCAAAGAAGAGUGACAACCCGCUUGUAUCCAUCUUGGAGAAGGCGUUCCCGAACGCCAAGUUCAGCCGGUUGCGUCACAUUGCAGUUGUCGGCGCCCCAUGUUCGGGCAAAACGACAUUGCUGCACGUGCUCCGCGCCGGUGUUGAGAAGCUCAACGGCGACAGCGAGCCUGCAGGCCGCUCCCACCACCACAGAGACAGAGGCAGAGACGGAGCACGAGACCAGCCAGCCCCGUUUCGCGCUGGACACCGCGUGUACUGGGACAUGCCCGCCCUGGGGAUGACAGAGCAGACUGCGCAGGAAUAUUUCAGCGCUGUCGGCCUCCAUUCAGUGGACCUCAUUGUUUUCGCAAUUGGAACAACAGAGACAAAGGCCACUCAUGACGCCAUCGAGGAGGCGCAUUUGCAGCAAGUGCCAUCCAUUGUGGUGCAGACGCACAUGGACACCAUCGCAGCAAAGGAGCGUGUCGCCUGGAGGCGAAGUGGCAAAGCACUUGGUGCGUUCAAUGUCGAAGAUGCCAGUCGCCAAUACAUAGAGUAUGUCAAGCAAACCUACAGGCUUGACGAGUUCCAGUUUCAGCUGUUUGGUGUGAACGGCAUCGCCAACGUGGAGGAGGAGCAUCCUUUACAACGACACCUGUUUCAACGGCAACAACUCGCAGAGUGGGUGGACAAGCGCACACAGCUUCACCUCAAACAAGGCUGGUUUAGCACAUUAUGGUUUUGGAAGGGCGUCGAAUCGAAGCGGUUUGUGUGA
This is a messenger RNA of Salpingoeca rosetta, 931 nucleotides long. RefSeq lists its product as uncharacterized. Gene Ontology annotation, cellular component: membrane. The record is from RefSeq and is a predicted model, not a curated record. Gene Ontology annotation, molecular function: GTP binding. The transcript has a single exon. The coding region runs from base 20 to 931 and encodes 303 amino acids. NCBI's taxonomy places the organism in Eukaryota, Choanoflagellata, Craspedida, Salpingoecidae.